GAGCGGUGGUCAGGUCAGGAGGGGGGGUAAGAGCGUGUGGCCCCUUUCAGGAUGAACAUGGCUGGUUGGAUAUGCGUCAUUUUGAAGGCUCUCUAGCUGGCUUCUAACCCCCUCACGUCAGUCAACCGGAAUACGGAUCCGAAGGUAAUCGCUACUCCGGAUUAAUUACCCCGCGGUGCUUCUCUAAUCAUGUCUCCACGGCACUCUUGAAGUAAAAGAAGCAACUUCCUCGGCGUGGCCAUCGGAGGAGGAACCGCCGCCUGCGGAUCAAUCCGGAUUCAGGGACAGGGGGAACCCGGAGAUAAGCCGAGGGCGGGUCCAGCCCGGGCAGGCCUCUGUGGUGUGUCGGACUCUGGAGCGAAAGGGAAGCUUCACCGCUGGUGGUUACGCGCGUGGCGCAGCUGACUGACGCCAUUCCGGCGCUGCUGCUGUUGUGGCUGAGGCCUAUGUACAAAUGGCUUCCCGAGGCGCUGCGCUCCUGGCUGCUUCCCUCUGCCUCUUGCCGGCGGGACGCGGAGCCUUCGCUCUCUCGGCCGCAGAAGAGGCGGUAUCACAGUACUCAGUCACUUGUGGACAACCCUGACCAGGAGCAAGCAAAAAAGCAAAAACUUGGUAUUUUCAGUACAUUGACACAGGGGAUUGUCAAUCUAAUUAAACUACCAUCGCUCCGGACGGCUAAAUAUCUUCAGACUGGACAUCAGCAUGCAGAAGCUACAGAUGAGAUUUUUUCAAAUGCUUCUGAUACUCUGGAUGACGAGCAGAUGGAAUCUACCUCUGGAAUGCAGAUGCUUGAGUUUGACAAGGAAGCUACUUGUGGAACCAAUACACAUGCACAUGAAGAGAUGGUACCUAACUAUAGCAAAGUUAUGUCCUGUCUGAGGCAUGACUGCAGUGCCAGGAAGAACAGCAAGACAAAUCACAAUUCUCUUCCAGAUGACUUGCCACCAUGGAGGCUUGCUACUCACCGACACUUGUUAGACGUUCCCACUUUAGAUACUGGACGGUAUCUAAAGAAGCCUCACCGUACAGUGGAAGAGGCAAUUCAGAAAGAGGAGAGAGAGAAAUACAAACAGCUGCUGGAGCAAGAAAAAGAAAAGAGUCCUAAAAAUCACUCCACAAUAGCAAAGCACUCAAAUGUCCAAGGUUAUGGAUCACAAAAGACUGGUCACUGUCUGGAAACAGAUGCUCCUUUAUUUGAGAUGCUGAGGAAUAGUAUUGGAAACUUUGAUCCCUUUUGCUCCAGAGGAGAUAUAAACAGCUCAAUGACAGUAGAAGAAAGAUCUUUAGAAGCUGAAAAGCUAGUAGUACAGAAAAAAGAGAGGGCUAAGCAGCCUUUGACAAACGACCUGUCAGAGGAAGUGUCACUCAAGUUAAGUCUGAGUCCUGAAGUAUCUUCAUGCAGAAGGCACUCUCUAAUUAAAACAGAAAACCAGAACUGUUGGAGCUUGGAGAAGACCACAGAGUGCCUUCCUGCCCUUACAAAGGAUAUGGAGAGAGAGAUAGCAAGUGCGCUGAGCUGCGGCCAGGAGGACGAGCUUUUGAGUAGUGCCUUCAAGCUGAAGAUCACACGUGGAGACAUUCGGACACUAAGAAACCAGCAGUGGCUCAAUGAUGUGGUAAUUAACUUCUAUAUGAAUCUUCUGGUGGAGAGAAAUAAACGCUCAGAACUGCCAGUUUUGUAUGCAUUCAGUACUUUCUUCUAUCCAAAGCUAAAUUCUGAAGGCUAUAAUGCAGUCAGAAGGUGGACCAAGGAAGUGGACUUGUUCCAGUAUGAUAUAGUCUUGGUGCCCAUUCAUGUCAGGGUACAUUGGGGAUUGGUGGUGGUAGAUGUGCGAAGAAAGACCAUCAAAUAUUUUGACUCAAUGGGACAAAAUGGCUAUAUGAUCUGUAAGAGAUUGCUGCAGUAUCUACAGGAGGAAAGCAAAGCCAAGAAAAACCUGGACAUUGAUGCUUCAUCAUGGACACUUUACAGUGUGAAACCACAUGAAAUUCCACAACAAUUGAAUGGCAGUGACUGCGGAAUGUUUGCUUGUAGAUAUGCUGACUAUAUCUCCAGGGAUAAACCCAUUACAUUUACACAGCAUCACAUGCCUUACUUCCGCAAGAGGAUGGUUUGGGAGAUCCUUCAUCAACAGCUGCUUUGACAACAAACCUCUGACAUGGUUGUAUUGUGUACAGUAUCUUCAUUGGAUGACAGAAGCGAACUCAGAGCUGCUGCUAUCUCGUUCUUGUAUCUCCUGAAGGCAGACUGAAUGUGCCCUCUUAUGAUCUCCAUUUCAGAGAUGAGAAGGGUUCAGAAGGCGUAGCUGGUGCUGCUCCUGAGCUGAAGUUCUCUCCAAAGGGAUAAAGCAUGAGUUAUUCAGCAGAAUAAAUCCAUGGUAUCAGAUUAAGAGUCUCAGUGAUUAAGAACAUUGGCAUGACAUUUAGUAUUGGAUGAACAAUCUCAAUGGAGAUUGAAAGUAUAUACAGCUGCCUUUACAAGGACUAUACGCUAUCUCUGGCUUCAAGACAUUAGCUCCAUUUGGGAACAUGCCACAUGCCAAUUCUCUCUCCUCCAUUCUUGGCUGCUCCCAACUAUUAUUUUGCUGUGGCAUCUGAACUGGGCAAACUAUGGUUAGAGCAACCUAACUGGAAGAGGGAAUUGUUGCAUAAGGCUGGAGAAGGGAGUGCUUCAGGCUCUGCCAUGUUUCCCGUCCUCCAAGCAGGCAGUUUUCUGUUACUGGAAGACUUUUCUAAAACGGGAUUUGUCGUGCUUUUGAAAAGAUGGACACUUGAUUUGUAACAAAUCCAUAGUAGAAGUCCUAGAAUGGGAGAUUAGUCUUUAUUUAAAUGAUUAUAUAUUGUAUGCGACUAUUUAUUUAAAUUCCUGUAUUUAAGUGGGACUAUGUUUAUAAUUCUUUAAUGAACUAAAAAUAGAAAUAUAUAUUUAUCUAGUAAAUAUGGUUUCAAUUUAUGUGAAUUGCACUGUAGCUCAGUUUGGAAAGUUUGAUAUGGUGCAAGAAUUUAGAAAAGAAUAAAAUAUCAGUGAAAGUGUAAAA
Hemicordylus capensis (graceful crag lizard) is the source of this 3038-nucleotide messenger RNA. RefSeq names its product SUMO specific peptidase 2 (gene SENP2). Gene Ontology annotation, biological process: protein desumoylation. Gene Ontology annotation, molecular function: deSUMOylase activity. Lineage: Eukaryota; Metazoa; Chordata; Lepidosauria; Squamata; Cordylidae. Gene Ontology annotation, cellular component: nucleus. The coding region runs from base 447 to 2144 and encodes 565 amino acids. The record is from RefSeq and is a predicted model, not a curated record. The transcript is spliced from 17 exons.